Molecule: messenger RNA, 2155 nt
Organism: Ixodes scapularis (black-legged tick)
Lineage: Eukaryota; Metazoa; Arthropoda; Arachnida; Ixodida; Ixodidae
Product: U3 small nucleolar RNA-interacting protein 2-like
Exons: 6
Coding region: 1420-2115 (231 amino acids)
Cellular component (GO): small-subunit processome
Molecular function (GO): protein binding; snoRNA binding
Source: RefSeq, a predicted model, not a curated record
CGCUAGGUGCGAAUUCGCACAGUUCGAAGCUCAAGGGGCCUUUGCACGUUGGUGCCGUCUCUGAAACGUUCGUGGAUUUAGAAGGCUGUGUUCACCGGGAUCACGACGGACGAGCUGGUUGGCCAUUGUAGUGAAUGGAACAGAAAACAUUCAUUGACAACAUGUCUGGUUGCGCCGUGAAGCGGAGAUUUAUUCGUCGAUGCUGCAUGGCUUUUGUGGAAUUGGAGAAAAGAAACAAAAUAGCUUUAUACCGCCGUGCGUGAUUCGUCACUCGCUCUCCGAGAGCUAUAGUGUUGAUAAACGUUCCCCCUACGUCGUGGCGGUCACAUUAGGAGCUCUUGUUAAACGUACGCACGGUUUUGCAGCAAAAACUAUGAAUUAAAACACUCACUUUGCUUGCUCUUUCACUUUUAUCUACCGAUUUAUAAAACCCUGGCCUGCGCGUUCUGCAUGCGAGCAGGAGUAUGCGGCGAACUUCCAAGCAAGCAAGAGUGUUUCGGUUAAAGUCAAUGUUCGAUUGUUACCGGUUACCUAAAUUGUUGAGUGACUUAAAACGUGUAGAUGGGUUUCUGUGUGCCACAAGUAAAGCGAAAGGCUUCUGCGGACCCUGCUUCUGCUCGAUGGGUAAAGCUAUCUGCGUAAGCCUAUCCCACACAGAAAGGCGACGAAACCGUCGCACGUCAAUCUCGCAACUCCAGAAUGCUCCAGCGUUCCGUAAUAAGCAAAGAACAUUACACAAAGUCAGGUAUGCUAAUCGAAAACAGCAGAUGCAAUCGGUUCAUCCCCAGUGAGCCCACCUAUACCUUCCUGCCGGCGCCAUUGCAACCCGCGCACUGAUACCGCUGAUACGCGUUUGAGGAACAAGCUGACGUCACUUCUAAACAUGCGCUUGAUUGGCUCUGGCGGUCCGUAGCUUUGGCUCAGGGUCCAACGUAAGAUGAAACGGCGGUAUACUAGCUUUAGGUCUACCCACUAGUCAUUCCAACCAGGGCUCUGUGUUCUGACGUCCCCACACUUUCUCGUGUCCUCCUCUUCUCAGUGUUUUGGUACAUACUCAAGUGCUCUGCAUCAUGGACAGAUCUUUUUUUCUUUUUUCGGAGGGGGGGAGGGGGGGUGAGUUGUGUUUCUCUUUCAGGUUAACUUUUUCUUAAUGAAAAAUCAACAUACUCCAGCUUUUCUUAGAAAGAAAUGGUUAGUUUUUGGUGACAUAACAAAUAUUAGGUCAUAUAUUGGGCUACAUUUUGCCCAUGAAAUAGGUAUCUCCUUGCAAACUCCCCCUUCUCCCCCACCCCACCCAGCCUGACCCAUAAAUUCGCCCCUGCUCAUUGCCCUGCAUGUUCUGGUCAGAUAUUGUCUGAGUUGACCUGAUCGACUCCUUUGUUCCCUGCAUUCAUCAUAGGUUUCAAACCGUCCUGAAUCAUGGACGAAGCCUUGCAAGACUGCACUCUUAGUCCCAGUCCUUUUUGGUGGAUCGGGUCUUGCCAUGUUCCCUUCUUGUUUGGACAUCAGGACGCGGUGACGGGUAUCGACAGGUACACUCGAGAGCGAGCCGUCACUUGUGGGGGUCGUGACAACACGCUGCGCAUCUGGAAGGUCGUCGAAGAGUCACAGUUGGUGUAUCAGAGCCACAGCUGCUCUGUGGACUGUGUGAGCAUGAUCAACGAGCAACACUUCAUUUCUGGUGCUGACGAUGGGUCCCUGUGCCUGUGGACGGCAAUGAAGAAGAAGCCGACCUGCACUGUUCACCAGGCCCACGGUGCUCGCGACGGGUCUCCGUUGUGGCUCACUGCUCUGGCUGCACUCAGCUGCACCGACCUAGUUGCCUCGGGAUCUUCCAAUGGAGAAGUGAAGUUGUGGAGUUGCGGUGAUGACUGCAAGAGGCUGACUGAAGUCAUCUCGAUUCCUCUGGAGGGCUUUGUGAACGAGCUUGUGUUCAGCAACUCUGGACAACUGCUGGUUGCGGCGGUUGGUCAGGAGCACAGGCUGGGACGCUGGUGGAACCUGAGGAAAGCCAAGAACUGUGUCGCCAUCGUACCUCUCAAGAUUUCCGACCGACCAGUAGCAGCCCUGGCAGAUGCCUCUGCUAAGCCUGUCCUCAAAGGAAAAGUGCGAUGAGAUACUGGUUAAAAAUAUAAAUAAAAAAACUUUUUUGUAA